Messenger RNA from Ostrinia nubilalis (European corn borer), 6441 nucleotides. It is a transcript of the gene Asx, whose product is annotated as putative Polycomb group protein ASXL3. The record is from RefSeq and is a predicted model, not a curated record. NCBI's taxonomy places the organism in Eukaryota, Metazoa, Arthropoda, Insecta, Lepidoptera, Crambidae. Gene Ontology annotation, biological process: positive regulation of transcription by RNA polymerase II; animal organ morphogenesis. Gene Ontology annotation, cellular component: PR-DUB complex. Bases 258 to 3365 code for a protein of 1035 amino acids. Gene Ontology annotation, molecular function: DNA binding; chromatin binding. The transcript has 7 exons.
GAAUCCAUUUUCUGCGUUGUUGUGACAUUUUGAUUUUACUUGCGUAUUUCUUGAAAUAGAAAAAUUAAUGGAUUAAAUGCUAAUAAUUUCAUUCUUGAUGAAGUAGGCUAUGAUUGAAGGACUAUAUAUUUAAUUUUAACAUCAAGUUGACAUUUUGGAGUGUUUAGAUUGUAACACAAUGGGUUGAAUUAGUGAUUGCUAUCGGCAUACAUUCAGCAUUUUCAAUUCACACUUUCUGUUCAUCUUAGAUUACAACAAUGGAAUUGGAUGUAUCGCCUGAAACCACAGCUGGUAACGACAUGGAUUAUUCAGAUACUUCUUCUGAUAGUAAAUACUUAUCUUGCAACAACAAUGAACAGUCCUAUUCAGUCAUACGUAUUCCAGAUGAUACCGAAAAAACAAGUAAACACUCAUCUAAGAAACAGUCUAAAAGAAGAAAAAAGAGUUCCAGUCAUUCAAGACCUUUGCCUAGGAUUAUUGUUAAACCCUUGCCUCCUCCGCCACCCCCGGAAACGCGAGAAUGGACAGCAGCCUCGUCGUAUUCAGAAUCGAGCUGUUCGAGUAAACCUUCGACCAUGCGUGAAGUGCUAGCAAGUAUACCAGGAUUCUGUAUGAAGCCGCGAAAGCGAAGUGGGAAAAAACUAUCCACAGCGGCACAAUUACAACAAACCAGAGAAGGAUGCAUAGAUUUAGAAACACCUGAUUCAAUUUUAGUGAACACAAAUAUUAGAGCAUUGUUAAAUAAACACACAUUCUCAUUACUACCACCAUUAUAUCAAUACAAAUUGGGACAGCUUUUACCAAGUGUAGAUAGGCUCAGUCCUUCAGGACGUCUCAACUCAUCUAGUCUCAGUAAUGAAUUUUUUGCUCGAGCUUGCUUAGAGUGGCAAGACAGCCUUUCAGGUGGAGAGUUCACUCCAGAAAAUCAACAAAAAAUGAAGACUGAAGCUGAAAAAGAAAAGAGUAAAAUUGAUCCUUGGAAACUGAAACAUUUUGAGCCAUUCUGGGGUGAAAAGUCAAAGAAAGAAAGAUCUGCAGUCAGUAUGAACUCAGAGAGGCCAUCUCUAAAAACAACAAUAAAAUUAAGGCCAACAGCAUCCAUCACAAGCAGUAGUACUGUACCAAAAAUUAAAAAGAGUAAAUCAGGCACAAGCAAGAGGAUGAGAUCAGUUGGAGCAGUGACCAGGUCCUCAUCUAAGGCAGAUGAUGUGCAAGAUGAACCAGCUUGUGUUGCGUCUAAAUCAUCUGCACCCCUACCAGAUUUACUACCUAUCAAACACAUAAAAGGCCAUAACCAAGGCUAUGUUGAGUGCCAGGUAGAUUUCAGCUUUUCAGACUCAUCUUCAGUGCAGCAAUUGGAAGAUUCCACCUCUUCAACACCUGUUGAUCCACUACUUGAUCCCUUGUUGCCUGACAAUGACCCGGACAGAAAUGAAUUGAAAAAUGAACUGGAUAUGAAUGUUGUUACAAUAGAAGAAUCUUCUGUAUCCAAAGUUAGCGAGGAAGUUAAGGCAAAUGAAAAUGCAAUUACUGAAACAACAAAACGAUCUAACAAUUGUAAUGAUGAAUAUGUAAAUUUAUCUAAAAGGAUAAAAUUUGAGGUAGAAUAUGAAAUGGAUAAUAGUAGUUUUAUGCCCAACAAUGUUGAAGGCACUGAAAGUAAUACAUGUUCAGACACUGAAAAUAAUUACAACACUGAACCCUUGUGUUCAAAUGAUGAACUACACAUUUUCCCUAGUCAGGACCAAGGUGAAAACAGUGAGGAUGGCAAAGCAACUACACCACUAUUCAAUUAUGAUGAUGGAAGUAUAUCUUCAGUUUUAAGUCCAAAAACUGAGAAUCAAUCAAAUGAUGGAGCGACAAAAGAACCAAAUAGUAAUGCAGAUUUGUUUUCAAAUAUUCUUACUACAGUGAAUGCUGUAGAGAGUUUAAGAGAUGAUAUUGAAAUUAAAGACUCACCAGUCUCACAAGAUUUAAACCUAAAAGAGUGUGCAGAUUCUAUGCCUAGUGAUAGCAAUUUAAGUGCCGCCCACCUGGAAUCACCCACUGAAAAUAACUCUACUGUUCUAAUAGAACAAGAGAUUGAGCAGAAGAUUGAGGUAAUACAAGAAAUAGAGUGCCAAUUACCACAAGUAGACCAGCAAGAAAGUAUAAAGAGUGAAGAUCUGGACAUUCAAGUCAAGUGUGAAGACAGGACAAUGGAUAAUGUACAAAGUUAUUACGAUGAACAUUUUAAAGACGCUGAAUCCUUUAUUUUAGAAACAGGUGGACUAUCAAUUCUUACAUCACAGAGUGAUGAUAUAAAAUUUCCUCCACAUCCAAAUCUAAUGGAACUAUCAUCAUACAUGAGUGAAACAAAUGUUACAGCUGUUGUGACAAUGCCUUUAACCCACAAUUCUUCCAUACCCAUGAUGGAAGUAACAAAUACAUCAAUAGUCUCCUACCCUGAUGACAGUAUGCAGGAUCCAGCAAAGCCAAAGACCUCAGCAGUGACAUGGAAAACAGAUAACGACUGGACUAAUAACGAAAAUAUUGUGACCUUACACUCAUUUUCAAAUGUAAACAAUGAAAACACUAAAUACGUCAGUGAAGACUCCAAAACAAGUUUGGAUGAUGUUAAUAUGAAUGAUGAAAACUGCAUGUAUAAAGAAGAUCGGGAUGCAAAUUACAACAUGGAGUCAUCAAGUUCCUCUGAGAGUUGCCAGUCAAUGAAGGAGAUGUCAAUAAAGCUGGAAAACGACACUAUUCCUAGUUUAGUGUCUGGCACAACUGCUACAAAUCUGCCUGUAAAUUCAACAUCCAAUACUAUUACACAAAGUGCCAGGCCUAUGGGAAAGAAGUCCAAGUUAGGGAAAGAGUCCAACAGAAGUCGGAGCUCCAACAAAGUGCCCCCAGGCGCGGUCAACCUAGAACGCAGCUACCAGAUAUGCCAAGCGGUGAUCCAGAACAGUCCCAACCGCGACGCGCUGCGCGGCCAGCUGAGGCCGCCGCCCGCGCUGCUCACGCGCCCCUCCCGCGCGCCGCGCCCGCCCCCGCCGCCGCUGCCGCUGCCGCCGCCGCCUAUGCUUGUAAGGCAGCUACCAGUGCCGGUUAUGGCUCAUAAUGAGAUAAAUGAGAAUCGACCCAACAAUGUGGGGCAGUACAUCCUUGUCCAGAGGACUCCAAAUGUCGCACCAAGAGCGUCCAGUGCACCACCCUCUAAUCAAAACUCGAAUGUGAGCGUGGCGCGUUGCCGCAGCGUGGGCGCAGAAGACGCGUGCGUUUGCAACCUUCGCGCGAUGAUAUUAUGCAAGAAGUGCGGCGCGUUCUGCCACGACGACUGCAUCGGCUCGGCCGAGCUCUGCCUCACCUGCCUCAUACGCUGACCCCGCUGCCACCCCGCCUCGCCCGACCGACAGCGAUAUCACGUGACCCUCCUAAGACACUACAAAUUCAUCCGAAUUACAGAACGAAACUUGAAUCUCGAUUCAAUUUAAAAAUGGAUUAAAGCUGCUCGUAGCCCACUCUGUGUCGUCGUGAAUUUACUGUUUUGUAUGUGUUUCUAUGAAAUAGCAUCGGUUGCGUGCUAUGCGUUGUCUGAAAGUAGUUUGUAAAAAUACAUAAAAAAAUAGUGUCGCGGCGACACACGUCGUCUGCUGCUGCUGUGUGGAGCAAUCACAGGAAAGAUUCUAUGACUGAGAUUGAAUCGAGUUUUGGGUGUAGUUUUGUAAUUUGGACCUAAGAGUCGCUGCAGGUGAGUGGACACUCGAAGACGGUUGUUAGGAACGGUGGUGCUAUUCAUUUUCCAGUUUGAACGGUCCGUUUCGUCCUUAUUGCAUCUGAAUCUAAGCGAUAGGACGGUCUUCUGCGCUUUAAACGCUGUAACUUAAGUCUAAUUCGUCUGUGAGACGAAUGUAUUGCGAAACUUACUUUUAAGUGAUCAUAGUUGUGUUGUAAAUAGUAUUCUAUUCUAUAAAAGUCUGAAUGAAAAGUUUAACUAACUUCCAAUUGAGUGUGAAAGUAUCGAAUUACUGGUAAAAGUAAUAGUAGUGUUAAUAAUAUGGUACAUGUUAGUACAAGUCAAUAAUGAUUUGAUGAAAAUCAUUACUUGUAAUGUAGAUGCUUCUUCGUGCAGUUGUCUGUAUUGAAGUUGUUUAAACAUGCACUAAUUCAGUUUGAACGACAUUAAUAUUGCUGUUAGACUUGUUUUUUUUUAUAAAACUUAGAAAGUUUGUUUUGACUAAAUAAGUAUGAUUGUCGAGAUCUUAUGUAAAGAUUUCAAAGAAAUGUGUAUAUUUGGAUAGUUUUAAUUGUAGUAUUAUAAUACCUCUCUACUAGUGCGACUCUGUGCGACUGACAUGUCACCACUUAUUAGAAUUUCUAAGGAAUGGUCAAAAAUAUAAUUUAUUGUAAACCAAUAUGUUUAUAAAUUAUAAGUAAACUUAGAUAGUAUUUAUAAAACAAGGGGAUUAUUUUAACCAUUCCCUUGUUUAAUAUUUCUUCAGUAAUUGUAAAUAUUGUUUUGUACAGUAGUAUUGUAUGAGGCAUGCCACAAUGAAUAAAAAAACAUCAUUACUGCGGUUCUGCUAAUGUAAUAUUGGUUUUCAUUAUUAAUUGCUUUUUUAUCUGUGAUUCCAUUUCUGCUCAUAUCGAGAUCCUAUUUUAAAAAAAAACAGGACAGUAAUGUAACAAAAAUGUUCGUCGUUUGUUUUUAAGAGUACAUAAUUCUAGCAUUUAAGCUAUAGACAUUGUUUUGCCAUUAUAUUUUUAAAGUUAGGGUACCAUCACAUUUAAUUUUAUGCUAUUGUUAUAUUUAUUUUUAAGAUUAUUUUACAAUUAUAAUUGGCAGCAAUAGCUGUAAUAGGUAUUUGAAGCAGGAUUUUCGAAUAAAAACUUAAGUUUUUUGAAUAACAUCCUAGUAAAGUAACUUUUGAUAACUUUGCUUUGAUAUUACGAAGUGUAUUCAAUGUUCUUACUGGCGGCGGUUGGCAGGCUUACUCGCCAUCCGAUGUCACUUUGUAAUUCAUGUGUUUGUCUUUAAUGGGUGUGUACAGAUAUUUAUUGACUUGAGAAGGCUGAUGGACGGUACAUCGGGUGGAAAUGUAAUUUAUAGCUAGCGAGGACCUUACUAAAAGUAUUUGCUAUAGGAAUACAACAUGUUAUACUUAAGUUUUUCAAUAUGGCGUGUACACUAAUGACACUAAGUUAUGCAAUAUAUUUAUAGUUGUCUAUAAUAUUUUUAUAAGAACCUUUUACAAAUUGAAAAAUAGCUUUUGCUAAUUUAAGACUCCACCGUGUUAUUGGAAUUCAAAAUAUUAAUAAUAUAAUAUCCUUCUGAUCUCUCAGUUUGUAAUCUUAUAAACAUUAUAAAUUCUUCUAGCUCAUAUUGAACGUAGUGUAUGGUAUGUUAUAAUAAUGAUAUUUUAACAAAGAUAACUGAAUUAUCAAAACAAAUAACUGGUUGGUUAGUAUUACAAACGUAUAUAGAAGACGACAUUAAUCGGCUAUGCCUAGAUUGUUCACAUAGCAUUGCCUUACCUGACUAUUUAUAUACGCUGUAAUUAAAUAGAAUAGGUAUUAUAAUAAAAACGUUGCUCAUUCUGUUUGAAGGACAAAUAUGAUAUAUAUUUUAAGUAUAUAAAAUAUCACAUGAUUGAUAGACUUUGUUACAAAUCUCUCAUAUUAUUAGAUUAGGCUCCUUGUCCACAAAAUAAAAAAUAAAGGCACUUCUAUCAAUGUGAAAUCAACACACGAAAGCGAUAUGUAUGUUACUGUAAGCCUUUGAAAUUAAACUGUAAUUUUAAGACAGGGUUUUUUGUUACUAGCACAUAAUGUUACGAAAACUAUUACAUAAAACCUAUAACGAGUCUCUAUAAAAUAAAUAUGCAAUUUUGAUAUUACUUUUAAAGAAAUAGCGAAUCUGUAUAGGCAUUUAAACAACUGUAACGCCUAUAGGGUCUCUAGUAAUAUUUAGAAAUGAAUAAUCAAAUUAUACUGGAUAUGUAGCUAAUAAAUCCAUAGAGAUCUUCAGGCUUUAGUAUAGGUACUAUCGCGUGUCGUUUGGCCUUUGUUAACAUAGUUACAGAAAUAUGAUUGUCUUAUCUGUAAAAUGUUAUCGAAAUGUAACAUGGCAUAUUUUAUUGGUCUAACAAACGUACCAUAUUUGGUAUGUAAAGUACUCAUUAAUUCAUUAUCAUUCGCGAUUACAAAUUUGGAUUACCAGUUCAUGUUAAGGAUUUUAUUCAAGGCGCAGGUUAAAAGACACGUUUUAGUACUUGAUAGUUAGUUUGAUCCAAUAACACAUCAUAGACUGGUCUUUAUUUUAUAAAUAAUGUCAAGUGAGCUGUUGCAAAAUACAUGUUUGUAAGUUACGAAUUUUUUGCAUUAUUGUUAUUGAUUGGUAAUUAGUUACCUACUUUAUGGCACAUCAAAAUUUUUCUCAAAUAAAAUUAUGUUCUUCUA